AUUAUACCGGAUGUUCAAUGUUUGAAGAAAAAAAAACGUGAAAUUUUAUUGACGAGAUAUUUCAGAAAUUAUUAUUUGAGAUCAGUAGGAGGCACUUAUUAAACCAAUCACUUUGAGAAGUUCAUUUCGGCGAGAUAAACAAACAGUGCGCGCAUGGUUGAUUUAUCUCCCAAAAGAUUACAAUUAAUUUAAAACUUCUCGUCAUUGAGGAAUUUCCAUCAGUGACAGAAGUCGCAGGUAGCAAGAUAUAAAGCGGCGUGCAUCUUUUAACAUUUUAACGUCAUAACGAGGAGCCUCGCGUCGUAAAUAGGUCUGAGGUUGCUAUACAGACAGUAAGUCAGCAUAAACACUGACUCGGAAAAUUGGCAUAGUUCAGAACUUGUGGGCAAAUAAACCAACAAUUGUACUGGGAAUUCACGUUUGAAGAAGGAGCAAGUUGAGGAGCCACCACAUGCGGGAAAGAUGAACUUGAAAAGGAUCAUUAGCAUAGACGCUUCUGAAACUGACUUCAAGCGAUAAGCGAGACAAAAUGACGGCAAAUGGAAAAGUAAAUAAGAACAAGGUGAUUCCGGUUCAACUCGCGACAGAGGAAGAUGAAACUGUUGAGGAGAAUAGAGGAGCGCAAGCUUGUUCGCCUGAGAACGCUGAAGAAAAGGAAAGCCCUAACUUAUACAAAAAAGUACGUAUGGUUUCUCCCUUGAAAUCAGCUGGGCAAGCUAAGUUAAACGUGUCAAAAUGGCGAAAGUAUGCCAGGAGACGAGCCGAUAUAGCAGCUUGGCGUGAGCAUCAAAAAGCGCGAAUCGACUUUCCGACAAUCCGCGAAAGCCAAAGACAGAAUCAUCAACGUAUAAACGCGGCGCAGUUGAGUGAUUUGGAAGAACUAGUGGAAAUAACCUCCAUCCACCAGGGGCAUAGGAAAGAUGGCGGGGUUACAGCUGUGAGCUCACCCAGCCGGGCUUUGUUAUAUUAUUUUGCCAAGCUGGCCGCGUCAACUCGUGAAGAAGAGGUAAUCGAUUUGGAAUUUGUAGAGACGCUUAUUCAGAAUGGCGCUUCCGUGAACACGGCGGAUCGUCAUGGACAGACACUUAUGCACGAGGCAGCAAGGCAGUGGGAUUUGUCCGUUGCUAAGUUACUACUUGAACGAGGGGCAUCUAUCAAUCAAGCUGACAAAUAUGGCCGCACCCCUCUGCACGUGGCAGCCGCGGUGGACUAUCCUGAGAUGGUCCACUUCCUGGUGCAGCGAGGCGCAGACAUUCAUGCUAAGACAGGCAAAGAACUACAGACACCCAUACACUUUGCUGCACGCAACGAUGCAACUUCCUCACUAAAGAUGUUGAUGAAAUGUGGCGCUUGUAUAACCGAUAAGGAUUUCAAACAGAGAACCGCUCUGCAGGUCGCUGCCGAAUUGGAUCGCUCGGAAACAGCGAAAUGUUUGGUAGAACGCUCAGCGGAGGCUAAUGUGGCUGAUGACAGCGGCAUGACAGCACUUGUCAUGAUGAUCAGCAAGAUGCCCAGUGUGGCUAAAGAAGCACUUAAUCAGUUUUACUCCACCGAUCGAGCAAAUAGAAAACAAUAUUUCUAUUUAAACUACCUUGAGCCCCCAGUACCGACUUGCAUGAGCAGCGGAUGUGCCAGGACAGCACUUGAAGUCAUUGUGCAACUCAAGCAGUUUGAUUUGAUUAUGCAUCCAGUGAUACAGAGGCUUAUCAAGGUGAAGUGGAAUUAUUUUGGAAAGCGAGGAGCCUGGAUUCAAGUCGUAGUAAACCUGUUUUUCGUGUUAGUCUGGACUGUGCUUGGCAUCACCACACCAAGUAGGGCUGGUGAACUUUAUGAACCAAUCAAGGAGAAGUGGUGGAGGAUUACGCUGAGUAUCAUAGGGGUACUGAUGACCUUGAAUUUCAUCAGACAAGAAGUCAUGGAAUAUUUCUCAUCGAAAAGAGAACAUAGACUUUGGGUGAAGUGGCGGGAAGAUAAGUUGAGAGGAGAUUUGGAGUUCUGUCAUCCGAGAUGGCCUGGUGAAAGGUUAUAUUUGAUGCAAGAAAUUGACUCGUUGCAUCAUCAGGAACCAGCUUAUUUCAAAGAUGCCUGGAAUUUUGUCGACUGGCUGGCAUACUUCAUGAUCCUUGCCUCCAUAGCGACGAAUCUAAUCGCUUAUCUCUAUGGCAACACAUGGGCUCUGAUAGUGCACGUGAACAUUUCAUCUGCAACUCUUGUGAUUUUGUGGAUUCGUCUCAUGAAGUAUGCGCGUGCGUUCACUUCGUUGGGACCCUUUGUUGUCAUGCUCGGUCACGUGAUCAAUGACAUACUCAAAUUUGGAUUUCUAUUCUUCACGUUUUACAUACCAUACGCUGCCUCGUUUUGGAUGGUUUUCAGUGGACAUCAAGUGGAGGGUUAUUCCGACAUUACCGAUCUUCUCUACAGCAUGUUCAGGAUGACUGUUGUGGACGAGUACAAUUACGAUGGACUCGAGCAAGUUAAGCCUAUUAUGGCUAAAGUUCUUUGUGGUACAUACAUUGCAAUCUCAGGAGUGAUUUGUCUGAAUCUUUUUAUCGCUUUGAUGUCUGACACUUUUCAAAGAGUGUAUGACAAUGUCAAGGCAAACGCUGUUAUGCAGCAAGCCACUACUAUUCUGACUUUGGAGAAAAGCCUUUCCGCUUCAAAGCGGCGCGCUUUCACGAACUUCAUCUACACGAGAUGCAACCCUGAGGAGCUUUACUAUGACGACGACUUGUCUGAGGGGGAAGAAAAAGAUCUACAAAGAAUGACGCACCAAAUAAAGGAGCAGGUCGAUCAUAUCUACGCGCAUAUAGCUGAACAAGACAGUGAUAGAAAAAAGAAAGGAACCGCAUCCACGAACGAUGUACAUAAGUUGCGGGAAGAUUUAAAAAAACUAGAGCAACAGCACAGAGCCCUGACAGCGCAGUUUCACAAUCAGAUCGGUGAAGUCAAAGAUAUGUUGGGUGACAUUAUCCAUACUCUAGGCAAACGAAAGAAAAAGAAACACUGAACAACCUUGUUACCAAGUGGUGAUGAGAAUGUCAUGUAAUUUCUCCUAAUAGUUUUCAUGACAUUUUUGAGACUACAGUAGGGAGAAUAUAGACGUUGACUCUUCUAGAAGGAAUGAGGGUUAAGGUUAAGGUUAAGGUUAAGGCAAUUCACAUGAAAACCAUGCCAGCAUUACCCAUCUAAUUAUAACCUUCUAAACAAUUGUAUGCGCCUUUUAUAGUUUAGUAAAGCUGUUAUGAGACCGUACUUGACAGCCAGUUUAUUUCUUGUUAAACAAUUAACUUGAAGUACACCUUUUUAAAUAUCUUUAACUUUGUACGCACUGCAGAUCAUUGUGCAGCCAAUCAUUUUACCGUAAGAUACGUAUCCGAGUAAAUAGUCCAUGGAAACUAAUCAGUUACCAAUUUCAGGGAUGCGAAUAAACGAAAGUUUGUUACCCUUCGUAAGGAAGAGAUAUGUGUCUUAUAGGAGAAGGUAUAAGCAAGAGCCGCAAUAAUAAAUCGGGUAUA
Pocillopora verrucosa is the source of this 3515-nucleotide messenger RNA. The record is from RefSeq and is a predicted model, not a curated record. Lineage: Eukaryota; Metazoa; Cnidaria; Anthozoa; Scleractinia; Pocilloporidae.